AUGUUCUUGGCUGUCUUUUGUGCAAUUGCUUUUUUCAAUUUGGCAAAUGCCGACGACGGAGUGCACCCUGUGAUCAACAAGUUUCAGUACGACAAGAUUAAGCCGUUCCCUGUUGCGAAACGUGAUUGCCGCAUCAAUGAGAUCGCUUUAGAUUUCCAACCUAUGCUUCGUAUUGAGAGCGGCUGUCAUCCAUACCCUGCCGUGGACAAAAAUGGCUACGUCAGUGAUGGCCUUGGGGUUUCGCAUUGGUUUACUGACUGCUCAGGUUCGCCAGAAGGUUCUCAAGUUUAUGGUCGUGCUUAUGUGUUCAAGGGGUAUUUGGCUAUAAUGUAUGCAUGGUACUUCCCAAGAGAUUUCAUGGUCACACCAUUCUAUGUCGGUCAUCGUCAUGGAUGGGAGCAUGCUAUUCUGUGGAUCGGAGGUUCAACAGAAGACCCAGUAUUCCUCGCGGCAACAGUCGAAUCCACAUUUGGCUACAAAAAGUACUCCCCCGUUCCAACCAAGUAUGUGAAGAGCGAUCAUUUCAAGCUCGAAUACACCUGGCUAGGUGUUACUCAUCACUAUUUGACUGCUACAAAGAAUAUGGGAGAGUUCCAGGACUUGGUAAUGUGGAACAACUUGACGGAUGAGGCUCGUGUCUCGUUAAAUGAAAAGAUCUCUCUCAACUUCAAUUCACCCCUCAGCGACAAGAGAUUUUUCACGGCCCUUCGUAAAUCGUAUCCGUUCUAA
This is a messenger RNA of Plasmopara halstedii, 729 nucleotides long. RefSeq names its product RxLR-like protein. The coding region runs from base 1 to 729 and encodes 242 amino acids. The transcript has a single exon. The record is from RefSeq and is a predicted model, not a curated record. Lineage: Eukaryota; Oomycota; Peronosporomycetes; Peronosporales; Peronosporaceae.